CCCGAUCAUGGCAUUGAGAGCCAAGAGGAUAAGGAUGAAGAAGGGUUGGAUCAUGUGGCUGCUAUCAUGCCUGCUACUGUUGCUUAGCCUAGUGACUCCAGCCCCUCCCCAGACCAAGAGCUACAGGGAAUUGGUAAACCAAUUCAUCGUCCACUACAGCCAGGAGUCAGGCUCAAGCAACCUCUUCCGACUCUUGGUUCUGAAUCUGCAGCCUGGGACAAACAAUGAUCCUUCCAUUCCCGGUCACCUGAACUUCACCAUUAUGGAGACUGUCUGUCCCCAAACCAGCCGACAGAAUCCGGAUAAAUGUGACUUUAAGGAGAAUGGGCUGGUGAAAGAAUGCUAUGGAACCAUCUCCUUGGAUGCCACUCAGCCUUCUCUCAAUGCUUCUUGUGGUGGGCCUGAAGAGUUAAACAGUGGUGGGGUUUUGCAAAUUUUUUGGGCUUUUGCAAAACUCAUUUAUCGAAAAUAUCAACACCUGCGUGAAAAAUAUAGGAAACUGCAGGACAUUUUUUUCUGGAUAAGGUGACAAUAAGAAGUAGGAUCUUAGGGUGAAUCUACACCUUAACUUCUGUUUCUGGCACCAAAUUCUGCCCUGAUCCCUUUGGAUUAAUAAACUUUAUGUG
Molecule: messenger RNA, 626 nt
Organism: Dromiciops gliroides (monito del monte)
Lineage: Eukaryota; Metazoa; Chordata; Mammalia; Microbiotheria; Microbiotheriidae
Product: cathelin-like
Exons: 4
Coding region: 8-529 (173 amino acids)
Biological process (GO): innate immune response; defense response to Gram-negative bacterium; defense response to Gram-positive bacterium
Cellular component (GO): extracellular region
Molecular function (GO): lipopolysaccharide binding
Source: RefSeq, a predicted model, not a curated record